AAUCAAACGAAUGUCUUCUCUGUCUCUUGAACCUCAUCCUGCGGAGUGUUUUCGGAGUAAAUUUGAACAACUCACUCAGUACGUGUGUGAUGUCGUACCGCCUUUCAUGGGCUCGCACGCACUUUAAAAAAUAAUCCUCCGAUGUUGCAAAACGUGGAACUGUCGUCUGCUUGUACUGUGCCAGCGGCCGCGACGCGCGCGCGUGACGUGACGUAAACACAAUUUCCAACCAAUCACGACCGUCCUGGCAUUUCCACUCUCACUGCAGCCAACCGAAUGACGCUGAACUUUCCAAGGGGCGGAGCUGGUAUGCUGAUCGCAAGCUUUAAUCACCUGUUGCGUGUAGCUUUCAACCGAUAGUAUACAUGUACAAGGGUGUUAUUUUUUUUAAAGCCAGUGUUUUUUUGCCACCACGGUCCCGAACAUAAAUACAAUAACUGAUAGGAUACUUUGUCAAAACCGGUGGAGAGUUUGCAAAAAAAGGAGAACAACACGGCAAUUUGAAGAGGACUCUAGCGACGAAAGGCACUCCAAAUUGUUUCGAGGGAACAUUGGAUUUCUUUGGCGAAGUUCUUUGGCGCUGAACUCCGGCAAAAAAAGAUGUCUGCUGUCCCCGUACCUCUACCUGUAUCAAGGUAUCCAGUAUGGCAGCCUACAGUCUCAGUAACCGCAACUGGAGCCUAUAACUUCCCCGCUCCGGGCAGUGGGGCUCCUGGUUUAACCCUCCCAGUACCCUCCCGGUCCCUGUUCCCCUUCCCCGGCCCCUCCCCCAUACCCCUACCCCACUUACACCCAGCUGUGGUACCCCAGUGUCUCAAGGUGCCUAUUCCUGUACACCAGCUCCAUCACCCGUUUCAUCCUCACCACCCUUACUCUCAGCUUCACACCGAGCGUGACCUGGCUACCACGACCCCCACCACCACCACCACUUUGACCCUGAGCGCGAAAGACCGAGCACCGACGGCCAUUUUCACCGCGUCGACCGCGCCAGGCCUACCGCACAACGCGCUGCCACUCCCGCCCGAGAUACGCCGCCCGCUGCCCUUGGUCUACAACUUCACCGCGGCCGAUUUGGACAGCGUGUUGUACGGCUACGUCGGGCCCUCAAAGGAACCGCCGUGCGGACUGAGGUGCGCUCUAUCCGGCCUGCGAAUUCACGAAAUAGAUAGAGGAAGCAGAACACCGUUUUGCUCUCUGGCGCCCUCUUGCGACGAGGAGGCAAAAAGUAACGAAGGAGAAACUUCCCCCGAGAGGGCGCGCUCUGCCGCAGACCGUGAAAAACCUCCCAGCCGUUCGGCGCUCGACAUAAGGACAGUUAAUCUGCCUGAAGGUAUAUCGAUCACCCAGACGACAGUAGGCGGGUCCCCUCAUUACAGCGUGUUCUGCCACACCCACGUGAUCGCCAAGGGGGCGCGCUUCGGCCCCUUCACGGGGAGGAUUAUCCACCCGAGUGAGAUCAAGAGUAAUGAUGACACCAACUUCAUGUGGGAGAUUUUUCACGAGGGGAAACUCAGCCAUUUUGUGGACGGCCGCAACGGGGCCAGCAAUUGGCUGUGCUUCGUGAACUGCGCCCGCCACGCCAAGGAACAGAACCUCGUCGCCACGCAGAGCGGAGACUUCAUCUAUUACGAGGCCUGCAAGGACAUACCCAGGGGUACGGAGUUACUAGUCUGGUAUGGGGACAGCUACCGGCAAUUCAUGGGGAUACCCGUCUCCAUGAGAGGCAUAACGGGCAGCAAAGCGCAGACAGAGAGCGAGGAUUUACAGAACAAAGAAGGCUACAAGUGCGAUCGUUGUGGCAAGGUCUUCUCCUACAAGGACUAUCGGGACAAGCAUCUCAAGUACACACGAUGCGUGGACAAGGGAGACCGCAAGUUCCCCUGCCACCUGUGCACGAGGUCCUUCGAGAAACGGGAUCGACUCCGGAUACAUAUCCUGCACGUGCACCAGAAACACCGCCCUCACAAGUGCACUGUGUGCGGCAAGAGCUUCUCACAGUCCUCGAGUUUGAACAAGCACAUCCGUGUCCACAGCGGUGAGCGACCGUACAAGUGCGUCUACUGCAGUAAGGCUUUCACCGCGUCUAGCAUCCUGCGCACGCACAUACGCCAACACUCUGGAGAAAAGCCAUUUAAGUGCAAGCACUGCGGAAAAGCCUUCGCGUCACACGCUGCGCAUGACAGCCACGUGCGUCGGACGCACACAAAGGACAAGCCCUGCGCAUGCCCAGUUUGCGGCAAGACAUUCAGUCAAAGCUACGAGCUGAAAUUUCACAUGAAUAUCCACCCAGAUGACAAGCCCUACGAUUGCAAAGAAUGUGGGCGUGGUUUCGCCAGUGCUGCGGCACGUGACCACCACCAGUCCAUGCUUGAGUGUGGUAGACACACCCCUUCGAGAUUCAUUGCGGCCAAUGACGUCACCGACGCCAUCUUGAAAUAGCUACGCCAGCCUCUCAAAACAAAGGUGUUUGGGUUUUGUCUGCGACAAUUCUCCUGACAUUGCUAGAAAAACACAAGACACGUUAGUGUGUAAACACAGCGUACGAAAAGUGAACGCUCUCUGUUAAUGUUGGAGAGAAAGCUCUACAAAGUUAUGUUUUCAUCUUGAGUAAAUCACCGUGUGCAGCUGCAAAUUAAGCUUUGUGAAAAGCAAACGACUUUUGUUUAUAGUCACGACACAUCUGACUCAAAAUGACCACUGGAUGUUUGUGAUCUGUGAAGGCAAGAUUCUGGGAAGAAAUCGCUGUCAAGCAUGCUAACAAACGGAGUGGAUCAAUAAAAGUAUGGGAGCACGCACAGCUUUAAAAUGUAUAUUAUAGUAACAAGAUGUUUUUAUAUGCUGGUGUGCUGGUAUCAAAUCUUACCUAUGCUCGUAUAUGUUUAAUAGUGAGGCAGAUAGGGGAAAUAUUUGGGGGAAUUGUGCCUUUGAUGAUACGAGCAUGGCAUUUGGCACACAGUCAGAGUAUGUCAUGAGAAAGAUAUUUGACUAUAUUAUAGUGCCAUCACAGAUCCUUUGAAAAAAUAUAGGUAGGAUAACAAGCAAUUUUCAGAAUUUAUAAAAUGGCUGCCAUUGCUUGUUAUACCAGGUUUUUUUCAAAGGACAAAUCUGCGAUGGCCCUAUAGCCAAAUAUCUUUCUCAUGGCAUACUCUGUGUGCAAAAUUCCAUGCUUGUAUCAUCAAAGGCACAAUCCCAUCACCUAUCUGCCGCACUGUAAGAGAAAGACAGCAUCGCAUACAGGGUGAGUAAAAAAACCCACCGAAACCCAAAUGUUGGGACCAUUGUUUCAGUGAAGUUCAUAGGCUUUCUUUUAGUACAAGAAUCAUUCAAAUCACUCAUA
Molecule: messenger RNA, 3337 nt
Organism: Patiria miniata (bat star)
Lineage: Eukaryota; Metazoa; Echinodermata; Asteroidea; Valvatida; Asterinidae
Gene: prdm14
Product: PR domain zinc finger protein 14-like
Exons: 10
Coding region: 601-2439 (612 amino acids)
Cellular component (GO): nucleus
Molecular function (GO): protein binding
Source: RefSeq, a predicted model, not a curated record